Molecule: messenger RNA, 417 nt
Organism: Rhizopus microsporus ATCC 52813
Lineage: Eukaryota; Fungi; Mucoromycota; Mucoromycetes; Mucorales; Rhizopodaceae
Exons: 3
Coding region: 1-417 (138 amino acids)
Source: RefSeq, a predicted model, not a curated record
AUGUCUGCAAGGGAUGUGGAAGCAGCUCGAACAGAUCCAGAGGCCAGACCUCGGAAGCAGAAAUUGAGAUUUAUUGGUGAUCAAUAUACGCCUCAAUGGGUGAGAUACAAUGGACAAUCAAAAGAAGGUUUAUGUGAUACAUGUAAACCUGGUAAAUGGCUGCAACUUAAAAACAGUGCUUACUGGUAUCAUAAACAGUUCUUUCAUGGUAUCUCAUCUGUGUCAGGUAAAGAGUUUGUUCAACCUCUUGAGACACGUUGGAUGGAUCAAGAUUUAGUUGAAGGCCUUUGUCAUCAAUGUCAUCAAUGGGUUGCUGUGAGUAACGUAAAGAGAAAGAAUAGCGUACUUUGGUAUAGACACGCACAUAAGUGUCAUGUCUAUCAUAAACCUAAACCUACUGCACCAAAGAAACGGUAA